Messenger RNA from Micropterus salmoides (largemouth bass), 2556 nucleotides. RefSeq names its product acyl-CoA-binding domain-containing protein 5A-like. Gene Ontology annotation, cellular component: peroxisome. NCBI's taxonomy places the organism in Eukaryota, Metazoa, Chordata, Actinopteri, Centrarchiformes, Centrarchidae. Gene Ontology annotation, molecular function: fatty-acyl-CoA binding. Gene Ontology annotation, biological process: fatty acid metabolic process; autophagy of peroxisome. The transcript has 13 exons. The coding region runs from base 124 to 1734 and encodes 536 amino acids. The record is from RefSeq and is a predicted model, not a curated record.
GAGAGGGGCUCCCCCGCCUGGCAUUGUGGUGCCGCUGGCCUGCGAUUCACAACAGCCCCUGACAAAUGGCAGCCUCCUUGUAAAUGGUGGCCGGUGAUUGGCCGAGAGAAGCGCAGUGGACCAAUGGCAUUUCACUGUGAUGACGUAUGUGAGGACUCCUUCAUUUCAUCAUUGUUGGGACUCAGCAUGGCGCAGGAGGAGGACAAACAUAGCCUGGAGGCGAAAUUUGCUGCUGCAGUUAAAGUGAUCCGGAGUUUGCCUGAAGAAGGUCCUUUCCAGCCGUCUGAUGACAUGAUGCUGAUGUUCUAUAGUUACUACAAGCAGGCCACGCUGGGGCCCUGCAACAUCCCCAGACCAACCGGCUUCUGGGACACUCAUGGCAAAGCUAAAUGGGAUGCAUGGAGCUGUUUAGGAAAUAUGACAAAGGAGGAAGCCAUGAAGAAUUAUGUUCAGGACAUCCAGCUGAUUUUGGAGACCAUCCCAAUCUCAGAUGAAGUGUCUGACCUGGUGCAGAAGCUCGGCAACUUCUACACAGAGGUGGACGGGGAAGGAGAAGAAGCUGAAGAAAAUGAGGUGGACAGGAGGCCCUUCACCAGGCCUUUUGCACAACAUUCAGGAUAUGGGGAUCUGUGGGAUGAUAUACAAAACCUCCAAGAAAAGGACAAAGACAGUAGUGUUCAAGGCAUAAGUGUCAGUAGCGAGGAGGCAGAGGGAAGCAAAGAAAGUAGUGAAAUCGAGAGAAAAGAGCAAGGUAGCGAUUGGAGGAACAGUGAGGAAGAGGAGAAUGGGGAUGAAGAAGACAAUACAGACGAUGAAGAGAAGGAGGAGGAAGAGGAGAAUGAAAAAGACUGGAGUCCUGACCCGAGGCUACUGAUGGUGAAUGACAAGAGGUGGAGGUCUGACACUAUGGGAUCCUGCAGCAGCAUGGAGCCCAGCAUGUCCUCCUUCACCAAUGGGACACACAGCUCCCUCAACAGCGAGGUGGAGGAGGAGGAACUGGCCUGUUCCGUAGAGCCCAGUGUGCAGUAUAACUCCUAUAUGCACUUUAAUGGACACCUGAGUGACCAUAGCAAUGCUGUUCAUGAGAAGAACCACCGAUCUACAGACUCAGAUAAUGAGGAAUUCUGUGACUCAAUGGAGCAUCUGGCCAUGGAAGAGGGGCUGUCUGCAUCAAAAAUUCUGUCACCUGGAUCAGGAGUUGCUUCGUCGAGGGAUCUUUGGUUUGAGAGCAACACUACCCUGAAUGGAGGAGACGAUCAAGUAUUCAUGGGAGAUUCCUACCUUAGAGAAGGGAUUAGUAGAAGCCAACACAACAGCUCCUUGUCAAGAAGAGGGAGAGUUUCAGGUUCUCAGUCACCAAAGGCAACCUGCAGCUUUCAACAGUGUGCCAGUGUGGAUGCGGCCUGCUGUUGUGUGUCACAGAGCAGACAUCCUGUCAGUGUUGCCAAGGGAAACAUCAAUGAGCAAAUAGCAACAGCUCUGCUGAGGCUGCAACAUGAUAUGGCCACUGUGCUGCAUAGGCUACAUGCUCUGGAGGCACAUACGCUGUCACAGUCAAGAUCAUCUUCACCAAGGCAGGAGGACUCCCUACCUGUAUCACAAAAGUUCCUCACGCCCUCCUGGUGGCCUUUUGACUUCUGUCCACUCACGGUGGCAAUGACAGCAUUCUGGCCUCUGAUUGCUCAUUGGCUUGUCCUGGUUUACUUACAGCGGAAGAGAAGGAAAACCCCCUGAAUUGUCAGACAACUAUUGGCAUCAAUGAUAAAACAUGAACCCAGGAUGAAAUUGUUGCACUUUGGUUGUUUUGUGGCUUUUUCUCCAAGCCACCACCACAGAUGAAGUGUAAUGAGGCACCAAUACAAAUGGAAAAUCAACCUUUAGCUAAUUUAUGGUCAGAAGGGUGUUUAAAGGGAGCCUCUGUAGCCUUUUGAGUUCGUGAAUACUUUUAUAGGUGGAGAGUAAGGAUGUAUGCAUUAUAAAUGCUGGCACAUUUUCUUUAUUAGAGUUUGCUUAGCAGUAGGUGGUGAUCUUAUAUAUGACAUGUCUCACAGAUCACCAGAAAUUCAAUGUACACAUAACUCAUAUAACUGUCAACCUUUAGCUGAAAUAAAUCCAUGAUUAUACGGUAGCUGUGGACCUUCAGUGAUGUCGUUUCCCCCAUUGUCAUUACCAGUCAUUUUAUUUAUUGUAAAUUUCACUCUUGAUUUAGGUUUCUUUUAAUGUUUUUGUCAACAUGUUUUUCAGAGAACUAUGGAAUCAGUAUUUUAUUGUCUGAAAUAUAGAAAUAUUUUAGGGGCAUUUUUAGACCAAAUAGGCAUGGUGACAAAAGGAUUAUUUAAGUGUAUUCAUUAUUUAUGAAACAUUACACUUUUGCUAAAAGUGGGUUACAGAGUUAAGGACAAUCUGUAUAUUUAUUUUUGUGUCUUGUCGGCUGUACAGUGAAAAUGAAGAAUACUCUGUUUAAGCCAUGGUGUUGUGCUUUAAAAUAUUUGUUGUGAAACAAAGUAUAAGAAGCAAAUUUUGACAUGCAAUAAACACAUUCUUGGGACAAACACA